This is a messenger RNA of Didymodactylos carnosus, 1350 nucleotides long. The record is from the annotation of a GenBank genome assembly. Lineage: Eukaryota; Metazoa; Rotifera; Eurotatoria; Philodinida; Philodinidae.
AUGUCAUAUUUGACAAGUAGCACGAGCGCUGAUGAUAAUGAUGAAAACAUGAUAGUCGACAAUGAAUCAUCUAAAAAGUUACUUAAUGAACAAAAGAACUUAAUUUAUAAACAUCCCUUAUUUCCAUUCUUAGUCUAUGUGUUAGAAAAAUGUGAAGAUGCCACUUUAAACCCACUAUUAAUAUACAAAGAACAAAAAUCACCAAAUACAUUUGAAUAUGACAUUAAAACAUUUUUACAAAAAAAUAUUAUGGAUCAAGAGACGAUAAAAAUGUGUAAAAACGAUAGUUCAACACAAUCUAUAAACGAUUUUUUCAUCCAUGCUAUACAAGUACUACGCAUACAUUUAUUGGAAUUAGAAAAAGUGAAUGAAUUAUGUAAAGAUUUUUGUCAACGUUAUAUUGCUUGCCUGAAAUUGAAACUAAACUUUAAAAGUAGUGUGGAAGAAGAAGAUGAUUACAGUUCAGAUGAUUACCCUACAGAAAACGAAAGCGAUGAUAACGAACAAAUAACUGAUGAAGAGGAGAACAAUAACGAACGAUUGAUAAUCCGGAAAAGGUCCAAGAAAAAUGAUAGUGAGACCUAUUCUUCAAAUGAGGAGAUUGAUGAUGAUGAACAACCAAAUCAUUGCAAAGAAAAGUUUACACGUUUAACGAAUCCUUCAAGUUACCAUUAUCAAGAGAGUUCGUUAACAUCUUUCACAGAUAUUAGAGCAAGAGAGAAUGUCUAUGACAAUAGUAAAUCGCGACUGACGACCAAACCGUUACUUAACGGCGAGACACCAUUGUCACAAAUUAUUGGAAGUUCAUCUAAUGAACAACUACUAUCCUCCUACCAGUCUCAUUCUAAUUACUCGUUAAAAUCUCUCUAUACGAAUAAAGAUGAUAACGAUACUAUUUCAACAUCAAUAAAUACAAAACGAAAACGAAAACAAUUGCUUCUUAUGUCAACAAUAGCUUCAUCACAAGCAGCAGCAAAACGAGGAGUUUUACCUAAAUCUGCCACAAAUAUAAUGCGUUCGUGGUUAUUUCAACAUAUUGUUCAUCCGUAUCCAACUGAAGAUGAGAAACGCCAUAUUUCAUCUAAAACAAAUUUAUCAUUAUUGCAAGUCAACAACUGGUUUAUUAACGCACGAAGACGGAUUUUACAGCCAAUGUUAGAAGCCAGCAAUCCCGAUCUGAUCUUAGCAAAAAAGAAAAGAUAUCAUCAUCAAGAACUAGACACUAACGAAGAAGUCAAUGAUACUGGUAACAACAACAACAAACAAUUUCCAAAUAGUCGUUAUUGGCCAUCCAAUUUAACAUUGAUUAACAAACAACAGUCUCCAGAUAAGCAUGGAAAGAAAAAAUGA